Messenger RNA from Lymnaea stagnalis (great pond snail), 878 nucleotides. Lineage: Eukaryota; Metazoa; Mollusca; Gastropoda; Lymnaeidae. The record is from the annotation of a GenBank genome assembly.
GACGACGUCUCUGGGUCAAGUCUGGCACUGUCAUGGAUAACAGUCCCGUGGGAUUGAUGGACGCGGCUGGACUACUGCCCAGUCCCUCCUGUCUGCCCGGCCACGAUCGCCCUGGAAGCAUCACGAAUCUUACACUACUGUCCUCGCCGGGGAUGACCAAUGGCAUGGCCGCCAACACAUCCAACAAUCGAUGCAGUUCAGCCAACCAAACAGCCAACAGCAACGGCACCAAAAACAACAUCAUCCUGAACAACAACAACAACAGCCCGGAUUUAAAACCGGGGUCGCCGCUGUCAGCCGGGACGGAUUUACUCACGGGGAAAAAUCUGGCAUUCUCUCCGGAACAAGUGGCCUGCGUCUGCGAGGCCCUGCAGCAGAAGAACGACAUCGACCGGCUCGCCAGGUUUCUGUGGUCGCUCCCGCCGAGUGAGCUGCUCAGGGGCAGCGAGGCCGUCCUGAAGGCCAGGGCGAUGGUCGCCUUCCACAGGGGCAGCUACCGCGAACUCUACGCCAUCCUCGAGAGCCACACGUUCGACAGCUCCAACCACGCGUUCCUGCAGCAGCUCUGGUACAAGGCCCACUACAUGGAGGCCCAGAAGAUCCGCGGGCGGCCCCUGGGCGCCGUGGACAAGUACCGGCUGAGGAGGAAGUACCCGCUGCCCAAAACGAUCUGGGACGGCGAGGAGACGAUCUACUGUUUCAAGGAGAAGUCCAGGCAGGCGCUCAAGGAUUGUUACAAGCAGAACCGCUACCCGACACCGGACGAGAAGCGGGGACUGGCCAAGAAGACCGGCCUGACGCUGACCCAGGUCAGCAACUGGUUCAAAAACAGACGACAGCGGGACAGAACUCCGCACACGGUUCCACACAUGCAGUAA